UUCCAUGCCACUGGAAGCUCUGAAAUUAAAACCUCCAAACAAAAAAAAACCUUUCAUCUCUCUCAAAAGCCAACCGUCCCUUUCUCCAACAGAAAAAAAAUCGUUUUCUUGAAAAAAGACUCUUCCUUUUCCGUCCCCUAAAACCCUUAUUUUCUAACCUCUCUUUGUGCCUUGAAAUGAUGUCAAGUAGCAGAGAAAGAGAAGAGUCAUUAACUUUCCCAACAAACCCAUCAUCUUCAUCUUCUCCAAUCAUAGUUUCAGACCACCUUGACAGUUAUCUCCAAGACCCAACUUCCCACAUCGGGAGUGCUGCUGGGAGUUACUCAAACGAGGGUCUUCUAGCUUCUGAAACAGCUAGUCCCAGUAACAGUGAUGUCGAAUUUGGUUUCUCGAGGCCCGACUUUAGACAACAAAGUCCAAUCUCCGGCACUGUCCAGUUCUGUGAACGCCAUGUCUUCCUUUGCUACAAAAGCCCAUCCGUUUGGCCUCCAAGAAUUGAGGCUGCUGAGUUUGAUCGUCUGCCUAGGUUGUUGUCUGCUGCUGUUUUGGCUAGAAAGACUGAUAUGGUUAAAGAGACCCGCUUAACAAUAUGUGAGGGGCAUGAUGGAACUGAGACAUCAAAUGGAGAUGUAUUAAUAUUUCCAGACAUGAUUAGAUACAGGCGAUUGACCCAUUUCGAUGUUGACACAUUUGUUGAAGAAGUGCUUGUCAAGAACGGUGAGUGGCUACCUGGAACUCCUGAAAAACUACAGGGGUCAUUUGUUUUUGUUUGUUCUCAUGGAUCCCGAGAUCGCCGCUGUGGAGUUUGUGGACCUCCACUGGUUAGCAGAUUCAAAGAAGAGAUAGUUUUGCAUGGUCUUAAAGGUAGAGUGUCUGUUAGCCCAUGCUCACACAUUGGAGGGCAUAAGUAUGCAGGAAAUGUUAUCAUAUUCGGAUCAAAUAUCAAUGGAGAAGUCACAGGACACUGGUAUGGGUAUGUUACUCCCGAUGAUGUCCCUACACUGCUAGAGUGGCAUAUUGGGAAAGGAGAAAUUAUCAAUGCAUUGUGGAGGGGUCAGAUGGGUUUAUCCGAAGAAAAACAGAAGAAAUUUCAAGAACUAAGGCGUCUAGAAAACGGUGAGACUACUAUAGAAGGAAGCACUAAAGAGGCAACACAAAGACAAAUAGAUGAGAUGAACACAAUUGCCUGUCAAUCUCAAGAUGAGCUUGUAAGCUGUUGCCAAGGAAAUGGCAGUGCUUGUUGCCACAACCCUCAGAAGUCGGAUAUUGUGGACAUUGACGAGGGGGCUGUGAAGUUGACACCUGAAAAGAAAAAAGGUGGAAAGAAACUUGUUUCAAUGAUCAAUAGUGGAAAAGGUGCCGGUGUUCGCAAGGUUUGUGCCAAGCCAACUUGGUUCGAGAGCUGGGAGCGUGAAGAUACAUAUGCUGCUCUUGCUGUUGUUUGUGCCGCUGCAUCAAUUGCUGUUGCUUAUAGCUGCUAUAAACAGCUAAGUUAGAAUGUCAUGAUAUUUGCAUUGUUCAUAUUUAUGCUUUUUUGGAUUUCACUAUGUUUCUU
Molecule: messenger RNA, 1555 nt
Organism: Hibiscus syriacus
Lineage: Eukaryota; Viridiplantae; Streptophyta; Magnoliopsida; Malvales; Malvaceae
Exons: 5
Coding region: 177-1496 (439 amino acids)
Source: RefSeq, a predicted model, not a curated record